Messenger RNA from Trichophyton rubrum CBS 118892, 1629 nucleotides. RefSeq lists its product as uncharacterized. Gene Ontology annotation, biological process: dephosphorylation. The transcript has a single exon. NCBI's taxonomy places the organism in Eukaryota, Fungi, Ascomycota, Eurotiomycetes, Onygenales, Arthrodermataceae. The coding region runs from base 1 to 1629 and encodes 542 amino acids. The record is from RefSeq and is a predicted model, not a curated record. Gene Ontology annotation, molecular function: phosphatase activity.
AUGCUUGUCAUCUGCUUUUUUUUCAUCUUCUUCAUUGCGCAUGCUUUGGCCCAAGAUAACCGCCGACAGAUAACCUGGGGAUCAGUUGUCUUUACAAGACAUGGUGAGACUGUCCCUCUCGGUGCAGUCGGGGCCCAUGCUCUCACUCCGGUUGGAGCUCAGCAGCUCGUAGGUGCAGGCCGCGCCUUUCGCCAGCGCUAUAUUACUCCCCAUAGGAACCCCAACUUGUCUUUUUUCAAUGUUGACGGGCUUUCCCCCGUCCUGAACAAUGACGAAAUUGAAAUAUCCACCACACCAGAGCCCAAUGUGGUGUCAUCGGCCCAGGCUUUCAUCCAAGGCCUUUAUCCUCCAACUCCGGAACUCGCCUCCUUGCGUGGCCUUUUGAGUUAUGCAACCGACGUCAACGGUCACUUGAUCGACUAUCCUCUCAACGGUUACCAGUACCCUGUCAUUUCGACUUACCGGGCGGAAGAUCCCAUGUCUGCACAUAUCUCCGGCCACAAGAAUUGCCCCCAGCACACCAACGCAGUCCGAGCCUUCGCUGCUUCUAAAGAGUUCCAUGACGUAUUCGAUAGCACCCAAGCCUUCUACUCGAAUAUUUACUCACGCAUACUUUUCGGCGUCUACCCUCGUGACAUGGCCAGUAUCUACCACGCCACUGCUGUCUAUGAGUACCUCCAAUACCAGUACACCUACAAUUCAACUGCUAGAGAUAUUAUUUCUCGCACCGAUGUAGAUACAGCCCGUCAGUAUGCCAACCAAUGGGCACACGCAACCUCUAGCGGCGCCGACGUUCAUUGGUCAAAGGACAGAGUACUUGCUAUUGCAGGUAGAUCCUUAGCUUACGCCAUUAUGCGUUCACUUCAACAAAACGAGAGAAGCAAAGGGUCGUUCAACAAGUUAUCCCUGAUUUUUGGUGGGUAUGAGCCCCUGAUGGCCUUCUUGGAAAUAGUUGUCUCAAAAGCAUAUCGUGAGAGCUUGAGUGGCCUUCCCAACCACGGCGCAUCUGUUAUGAUUGACCUUUUCAGCAUGGCAGAAGAUGGAAUUGCGGAAUUUCCCACUGAUAACUCAAAGCUAAUGGUCCGACUUUUGAUCCGCAAUGGCACUGAUGCAUCCGACCCCGAAUCGCAAUUUAAACAAUACCCGAUGUUUGGAACCAACAAAAAAGAGAUUGCAAUGCCCUACAAAGACUUUGUCGACCAGAUGGUGUUCAACAUGAAAUCUACUUCCGAAUGGUGCCGCUCUUGCAAUGGCCAGGAAAAUUUCUGCUACCAAUACGCAGAGCACAAGUCCACCAAGAAAUGCGACUUCACCACUCUUCCCCCUCUGGACACUGGCGCACUCAUUGGCCUCGGCGCAGUAUCGUUUGCACUUCUAACUCUUGCACUUUCCUGCAUCUUUUGCAUGUGGAGAGGUCAUAGGCACCGACGGAAAUUGCGAUGGAAUCAUGUUGACGACACUGAAAGUAACGCGAAUAUCAUCAGCCCAGGAAGUUCUCGUGAUAUCAGGAUGUCAGCUCCACCAAGCAUUGCUCCUAGCAACAAGAGUAAUACAAGUAGUUACAACGAGGAUAUCGAGAUGCUCUUGAGCCCUGCCUGCCAACCGGUCAAGGUUCGUGAUACCGUCUAA